Molecule: messenger RNA, 509 nt
Organism: Aspergillus pseudotamarii
Lineage: Eukaryota; Fungi; Ascomycota; Eurotiomycetes; Eurotiales; Aspergillaceae
Exons: 1
Coding region: 28-483 (151 amino acids)
Source: RefSeq, a predicted model, not a curated record
GUCGAAGGCAUUGACAAAUCACCCACGAUGAUUGACUUCAGUCGGAAAAAUGUGCCUAGCGGCAAAUUCCAUAUCGCGGACAUGUGUACCUAUGAGCGUCCCAUCGGAAGCCAGGACCUGGACGCCAUUUUCAAUGUUCGCGCUCUUUUCCGGGAAACUCGGGCUGAAAUUGAAACGUGCGUUGGGAACUGGGCAAAGUGGCUGAAACCACAGGGUCUCCUAUGCGUGGUUGUCCUGGCCGCCGAUGACUAUAACCCUGCCAAGAUCGAACACUACGAGAGCGAUGGUCAUUGUGCAAGGGUCAAACGACGAUUCAUGGGUAAUGACGAGCACUGUGUCCUCUUUUCUCGCACGGGUUGGGAACAUCUCUUGCAAGUCAACGGUCUUGAGGUCUUGGAUGAAAAGAUGGAGCUUUUUGUGCCGCCAGAAGAGGCCGAUUCGGACGAGGCAGCGCAGUAUUGUUUCGUGGCUCGGAAAUUGUAGCAAUAAUGACCACCAAUUGCAUGUCC